AUGGUAGCAGUUGAGCAGGAUCUUUCGACACAGCACCGUGAAAAGAAUGAAUUGGGAGAAUUUGAGCUGGGCCUUCUCUUCGCAGAGGGAAGCAACGAUCCGCAUGACCAGAGGAACGAGCAAGGUGCGCGCCGAUUCUUCUUCGCCCCCAAACAGGAACGGCUCCACCUCGACUUGAGCGCGCUCCUCUUUGCUAAAGCGUAUACUCGCGGAUUGUUUGUAGACCACCUCGAUGUCCUUCUCAGCAAGGAUGCAGAUCGAUUUCCCGCAACCAGGCCGAAAGUGGCCAAGCAGGCUGUACUCGUUGCGGCAACUACCGAGUGUGAGCUCAUCGUCGAACAGGAGAUGCGAUCAAAGGCCCUUACCAGGAAGCUUCAGCAGUUUUGCCUCUCUAUCGGCAUUCUCUGUUACGUCUCAAUGAACGCGUUCAGACGACAAGCUGCACAAGAAGCCAAGAGUAUGCACUCGACUGAAGCGGCCAUGGCACUGCUCGAUCAUGCCCCCACCAACCUAACCACGGUGCUCAACUACAACCACCACGGUUUUGGGAGGCGAGACGUAACCUCCUUUAGACUGGGCGGUGUGGGGCUCACGAGCGCGUCGAUUCGCAAGUUCUUUUCGCCGUCGAACAGACUGAUGACGUUUACCGAUCUCGUGGGCCUGCAGUGGAGUAGGAACGCAUCAGCAGAAUCAUCAGGCCGGUCGCUAAGAGAGGAGAUCGACGCACGUGCACGCCAGCUCAUCACAUCAGACCCACAGUACGAGAGGAUCGAAGCCGAACUCCACAACAUCCUCGAACAAACGCACGAGACGCUUCAAGCCCACGGCCACCUCCCCCACGACGAACCAUACCAGACAACAGCCAAGAACGUCGUAAGGUACAGAGCGCUGACAGACAGUGCCACCCAGCCUGAUCUGGUGGAGAUAAGGAAGAAGCUCGAAGAGCACCUCAUCCUGCGCAAAUACGAGCGGAGGGGUAUUACUCAACACGCGAAAGACAAAUUGCGCAAGACACUGCAAGAGGAUAUGUCGGGGCGCAGCCAACAGAUGGCCAGGCGAUACCAACCCUAG
Molecule: messenger RNA, 1071 nt
Organism: Alternaria hordeiaustralica
Lineage: Eukaryota; Fungi; Ascomycota; Dothideomycetes; Pleosporales; Pleosporaceae
Exons: 5
Coding region: 1-1071 (356 amino acids)
Source: RefSeq, a predicted model, not a curated record